Annulohypoxylon maeteangense is the source of this 2583-nucleotide messenger RNA. RefSeq lists its product as uncharacterized. Gene Ontology annotation, cellular component: nucleus. NCBI's taxonomy places the organism in Eukaryota, Fungi, Ascomycota, Sordariomycetes, Xylariales, Hypoxylaceae. The record is from RefSeq and is a predicted model, not a curated record. The coding region runs from base 163 to 2490 and encodes 775 amino acids. The transcript has 2 exons. Gene Ontology annotation, molecular function: DNA binding; DNA-directed DNA polymerase activity. Gene Ontology annotation, biological process: double-strand break repair via nonhomologous end joining.
CUUCACCUCCAACCAAAUAUAUUAAGCUGUGCCAACGUAAUAUCAGCUUUUACUCCAUACGAAUAGUAAAAACCCAGAAAAUGUAUUUUCUGAUGCUGGAUAUUAGACCAGCCUCCUACUACAUUGCCUUUUUUAUCACACCUAGGCGAUGAUCGGUAAUCAAUGGAUUCCUUGUUGAAAGAGAAGAUCGCGUUCUUUGAAUGCCUUGAAACUUUUAAGGACGAAGAUACAGAAGAUUCCUUAGACGAAUAUGAAGAGAGAUAUCGGAAAAGGACCAGAGAAUUUCUCUCUGAUACUUCAACCACGCCGGCUAAAAUUCCUCAUCCUACGCGAAGGAUCGUCGACAAGCUUCCGGGUGCUACAUCCGAGAGAAUAGUGUCAGAUCCGAUUUCUACGAGUAGCGAUUCUGAGGUGGAGAUUAUUAAAGUCACUCCGCGCAAUCGUAAUUCGAAAGUUAGCGGCGCAAGUUUGCAGGCAGAUACGUUUAUAGGCGCAGAUGCUACCGUGUUCGAGACUGCGGCUGGUGUAGCUAAACAGCCUCUUCGUCGUUCAAUACGUUCCACGCAGCCAAUACUUCGCGUUAGACAUUCCAGCCCCCAGAGUGACCCCUCGUCUUCUGCCAAGAUGGGGAAGCGCAAGAAAGAAGCGCCUCUAAGACUGGUCCCGGAGGCACAACGAAUCUUCAAGGGUCUCUCUUUCUAUUACAUACCUAAUGACGAUAUUAAUCCAGCGCGAAGACUCCAGAUCACCAAAGCUCGAGAACAUGGCGCUACCUGGUGUCGGGAGCUUGUCAACGCAACACACAUAAUUGUCGACAAGAAACUCACCUAUGCAGACAUAGAACGAUAUUUACAAGAUGACAGCAAAUGGUCCGAAAAGAUUCUUGUCAAUACGAAUUAUCCCAUUGAUUGUCUAAGGCACCGUAUUGUUGCGAACCCAGGUCAAGGACAGUACAAAAUUACCGGAGCACCGGCUACAGUUGAACUGCCGCCAAAUGCGCCCUCGCCUUCAAACGAUUCCGGUGUCUCACUUAAGCUAAAGCCAAGGCGUAAAAAGUCCGUAAAGGGACGCCAUGCGUCUAUAUCAAGCACACCGAGAAGUCACGAGGUGUCAACCCAGGAAAGCGUUAUUUUGAUGUCAUCUUCCCAAAUGCGACAAGGUCAGAACACCGCAGAGGCUGCUGGGCUUUCUGGGACGCAGGCGUGCGCCAUGCCUGAGGAGAACGACGAACUUACACAAUGUAUAUUUGAAAUGAAGGACAACACGUUAGAUGAUUCACUGAUAGAUGAUGGUGAUAUUAUCGGGUCAUCAUUGAUCGCAGAAGAUGAAGCCUCAUUAGAUUCCGAUAACUCGGCGGAUGAUGGUCCACGAAAAAGGAGAGCUAGCCCUCGACGAAAGGCUCCUAAUUGGCAAGAUAAAUUCAUUUGUAUGAAAGGAGGUACAAAAGGCGACACGGAUGAUGGCGGUCCCAAUGCGGAGACUAUCAAAGUUCUUCGACAGAUGCUAGAGAUACAUACUCUGGCAAAUGAUAACUUUCGGAUCCGAGCAUACAGGCUAGCCAUUUCGACGCUUCGUGCACAGCGCAAGAAGAUACGUACGGCAGAGGAAGCACGCGCGCUCCCUAAUAUCGGUCGAAUUGCAGACAAGAUCGAGGAGAUCGUUAAUACGAACCGACUGAGACAACUCGAAUAUGCGCAAGAUGACCCUCGUCGGAAGGUUAUGGCUUUAUUCCUUCAAAUUCAUGGCGUCGGCCAUAGUGUCGCUCAGAAAUGGAUUGCUCAGGGGUUUCGUACAUUAGAUGACCUUAAACAAGGGGCCGAGUUGAACGAUAGGCAGAAAAUCGGACUGGAAUAUUUCGACGACUUGAAUACGAGGAUCCCACGGAUAGAGGUGGAGGCAUUGGCUGGCUGCGUCAAGAGGGUCGCGGCAGUGAUUGAUAGUAGCAUGGAGCUUAUCAUUGGAGGUAGCUAUCGCCGUGGAGCAGAUAGCUCUGGCGAUAUCGAUUUAAUAAUAACCAAAAGGGGCACAAAUUCUAUCAGCGAACUUACUCCGUUCUUGGGUCGGCUUAUCGAAACCCUAACAAAAGAUGGUUUCUUGACUGCCGAACUUGCUGCUCACCAUGGUAGCAGCGAUGAUGAUAGCGGAAGCAAAUGGCAUGGCUGUUGUGUCUUACCAGAGGGCGCUUUCCCGGGCCCCAAGGCCGAAUAUCGACCAAUAUGGAGACGCAUCGACCUAUUGCUAGUCCCUCAAUGUCAAUUCGGGGCAGCACUGAUCUACUUUACUGGCAACGAUAUCUUCAACAGGUCUAUUCGGCUACUAGCACGAAAGAAAGGAAUGAGGUUGAACGAAAAGGGAUUGUAUAGUGACGCCCACCAUGAUCGAAACAACCAAAUGACUGCAGGAACCCUAAUCGAGGGACAAGAUGAGAAGAAGAUAUUUGCGAUCCUCGGAGUUCGCUGGAGAGAGCCUCAUGAGAGGUGGUGUGGCUAAGUUACCUGGGGAGUGGAUGAAUUGCUGUACCUCGUAUACCCCUUUCUGAAUGAAGAGUUACUGAUAUGAACCUUUAUCUUUAUCGUGCCUAAC